AUGGGUAAUAUAUUGCGUAAACAAAGAAUAGUAAAAGCGAAUAUCAUUUCAGUCUCCAUGAUAAAUCAAUAUCUAAUUAUUUAAUCUGUGGCAAUCCACGGUGUUGCCACAAGACUGAUUGUUUUUCUUUUCCUGUCAACAGCUGUCAAAAAGCUCCAAAAUGGUACAGCGGCUUACGUUUCGACGACGUUUGUCGUACAACACUAAGUCAAACCAAAGGAGAAUAGUGAGGACACCAGGUGGCCGUCUGGUGUACCAGUAUGUCAAAAAGCCCAAGAAGAUCCCGAGGUGUGGCCAGUGCAAGAGCAAACUGCGCGGUAUCCAGCCCGCCCGGCCCGCUGAGCGUUCCCGCCUGUGCUACCGCAAGAAGACCGUCAAGCGAGUGUACGGUGGUGUCCUCUGCCACAAGUGCGUAAAGCAGCGCAUCGUCAGAGCCUUCCUCAUUGAGGAACAGAAGAUCGUCAAGGUUCUCAAGGCUCAACAAGCAGUCGUCAAGACUGGCAAGAAGAGCGCCAAGUAAAUGAUAGGGAUAAAUAAAAAAUUAUAAAAUCA
Molecule: messenger RNA, 552 nt
Organism: Manduca sexta (tobacco hornworm)
Lineage: Eukaryota; Metazoa; Arthropoda; Insecta; Lepidoptera; Sphingidae
Gene: RpL34
Product: 60S ribosomal protein L34
Exons: 3
Coding region: 161-520 (119 amino acids)
Biological process (GO): translation
Cellular component (GO): ribosome
Molecular function (GO): structural constituent of ribosome
Source: RefSeq, a predicted model, not a curated record